Messenger RNA from Propithecus coquereli (Coquerel's sifaka), 2559 nucleotides. RefSeq names its product adaptor-related protein complex 1, gamma 2 subunit (gene AP1G2). The transcript is spliced from 22 exons. Lineage: Eukaryota; Metazoa; Chordata; Mammalia; Primates; Indriidae. Gene Ontology annotation, biological process: Golgi to vacuole transport; intracellular protein transport; receptor-mediated endocytosis. Gene Ontology annotation, molecular function: clathrin-cargo adaptor activity. The record is from RefSeq and is a predicted model, not a curated record. Gene Ontology annotation, cellular component: Golgi apparatus; membrane coat; AP-1 adaptor complex. Bases 17 to 2374 code for a protein of 785 amino acids.
GUUGACAUAAGCCAGGAUGGUGGCGCCUUCGCUAAAGCUUCAGGAUCUAAUCGAAGAGAUUCGCGCCGCCAAGACUCAGGCUCAGGAGCGGGAGGUGAUCCAGAAGGAGUGUGCCCACAUCCGGGCCUCCUUCCGUGAUGGGGACCCUCUACACAGACACCGCCAGCUGGCCAAACUGCUCUACGUCCACAUGUUGGGCUACCCCGCCCACUUUGGACAGAUGGAGUGCCUGAAACUGAUCGCCUCCCCCAGAUUCACAGACAAGAGGGUGGGCUACCUGGGGGCCAUGCUUCUAUUGGAUGAGAGGCAGGAUGCCCACCUGCUCAUUACCAACAGCAUCAAGAAUGACCUGAGCCAGGGGAUUCAGCCAGUACAAGGCCUGGCCCUGUGUACUCUGAGCACCAUGGGCUCUGCUGAGAUGUGCCAGGACCUGGCCACGGAGGUGGAAAAACUGCUCCUGCAGCCCAGCCCCUACGUGCGCAAGAAGGCUAUUCUGACUGCAGUGCACAUAAUCCGGAAGGUUCCUGAGCUCUCCAACAUCUUCCUCCCAUCCUGUGCCCAGCUGCUUCAUGAGCGCCACCACGGCGUCCUGCUGGGCACCAUCACGUUGAUCACGGAGCUCUGCGAACGAAGCCCUGCAGCCCUCAGGCACUUUCAAAAGGUGGUACCCCAGCUGGUGCAGAUCCUCCGGACUCUAGUGACAACGGGAUACUCCACAGAACACAGCAUAUCUGGAGUCAGCGACCCCUUCCUGCAGGUCCAGAUACUUCGUCUCCUUCGGAUUUUGGGCCGGAACCACGAGGAGAGCAGUGAGGCCAUGAAUGACUUGCUGGCCCAGGUGGCCACUAACACAGACACCAGCCGAAACGCGGGCAACGCAGUCCUGUUUGAGACAGUGCUCACUAUCAUGGACAUCCACUCUGCAGCUGGCCUACGGGUUCUAGCUGUCAACAUUCUUGGCCGCUUCCUGCUCAACAGUGACAAAAACAUUAGGUACGUAGCCCUGAUGUCAUUGCUGCGGCUGGUGCAGUCUGAUCACAGUGCUGUGCAGCGGCAUCGGCCUACCGUGGUGGAUUGUCUACAGGAAACUGAUGCCUCCCUUAGCCGGAGGGCCCUGGAACUAAGCCUGGCUCUGGUGAAUAGCUCCAAUGUGAGAGCCAUGACACGGGAGCUGCAGGCGUUUCUGGAGUCCUGCCCCCCUGAUCUACGGGCUGAUUGUGCCUCAGGCAUCCUGCUGGCUGCAGAGAGGUUUGCUCCAACCAAGCGGUGGCACAUGGAUACCAUCCUGCACGUCCUGACAACGGCAGGCACCUAUGUGCGGGAUGAUGCAGUGGCCAACCUGACCCAGCUGAUUGCGGGGGCUCAGGAGCUACACGCCUACUCUGUGCGCCGCCUCUACAGUGCCCUGGCAGAGGACAUCUCCCAGCAACCGCUGGUACAGGUGGCAGCCUGGUGCAUUGGGGAGUACGGGGACCUCCUGCUGGAGGGAAACUGUGAGGAAACUGAGCCCCUUCAGGUGGAAGAAGAGGAGGUGUUAGCACUGCUGGAAAAGGUUCUGCAGUCCCACAUGUCCCUGCCAGCCACCCGAGGAUAUGCCCUCACAGCCCUCAUGAAGCUGAGUACCCGGCUCCGUGGCGACAACAAGCGUAUCCGCCAGGUGGUGUCCAUCUACGGGAGCUGCCUGGACGUGGAGCUGCAGCAGCGGGCUGUGGAGUAUAACGCACUCUUCCGGAAGUACGACCACAUCAGGGCUGCCAUCCUUGAAAAAAUGCCUCUUGUGGAACGAGGUGGCCCUCAGGUUGGUGAGGAAGCAAAGGAAAGCAAAGCAGCAGCCAAGCUUUCAGAAGCAGCCCCUGUGCCCACAGAGCCCCAGGCCUCAAAGCUCUUGGAUCUGCUAGAUCUCUUGGAUGGCCCUUCUGAGGAUGCCCAGCAUCCUUCCCCUCUGGAUCCCUCCCCAGGAGGUGCCUUAGUACAACUCCUUGACCUUCCCUGUGCACCUCCACGCCCUGCUCCCAUCCCAAAUCUCAAAGUGUUUGAGCGUGAGGGAGUACAGCUGAAUCUGUCUUUCAUUCGACCUCCUGGAACCCCUGCUUUGCUCUUAAUCACAGUUACCGUCACCAACUCUUCGGGGGGUGAUGUCACCCACUUCAUCUGCCAGGCUGCUGUGCCCAAGAGUUUCCAGCUGCAGCUACAGGCUCCCAGUGGGAACACAGUUCCAGCUCGGGGUGGCCUUCCCAUCACCCAGCUCUUCAGAAUCCUCAAUCCUAACAAGGCCCCCUUGCGGCUAAAGCUGCGCCUCACCUACAACCACUUUGGCCAGCCCGUGCAGGAGAUCUUUGAGGUGAACAACGUGCCUGUGGAAACAUGGCAGUAACUGCCUCCAUUCACAGCCUAAAAUCCUCGUGUAUUCCAAACCCCAAGGGAUCCUAGCCACUUGGAAUGUAUACCUGAGGGCUACCAGCAGGUGGCGCUCUGGCCCUGCAUUUACCACUGCAAAACUGUGGGAGCCUGCCCCCCUCUCCCACAAAUAAUGAAAGCCCAAUAAAGCCUGAGGGGUGA